ACAGGGACAAAAUCGGAAACAAUACAAUCUCAAAAUUAGGGUUUUUCACAUAACAACUACAAACCCUACAUAUAUACUUCCCAUCCGCCGGAAAACCAGAGGAGAGAGAAUUCUUCAUCAGCUCAAACCGGUACUUGGCAUUUUCGAGCUUAGCAAAAAUGCCGAAACAAAUUCAUGAGAUCAAGGACUUCCUUCUCACAGCCAGAAGGAAGGAUGCACGAUCUGUCAAGAUCAAGAGAAGCAAGGAUGUCGUGAAGUUCAAGGUUCGCUGCUCCAAGUAUCUCUACACUCUUUGCGUCUUCGACAAUGAGAAGGCCGACAAGUUGAAGCAAUCUCUUCCCCCAGGUUUGAGCGUUCAAGAUCUUUAGAUGAUAUGGACAUGAAGUGUGAUACUUGCAUUCGAGAGUUUGAGAAAGUUUUUAAUUUUUUGUUUUGCAAGUUUAGAACAUUAUUAUGUCAAUGGACUCCUGUAUUUCAGAGAAGAGAAUAUUAUUAGUAGGUGUUUUUUGUUAUGCGAAUUGUGACAAUUUUGCGAAAAUACAAUGGAUUUUCUUCUUGUAGGGUUGUGUUUUA
Messenger RNA from Spinacia oleracea (spinach), 573 nucleotides. Its product is annotated as 60S ribosomal protein L38. Gene Ontology annotation, molecular function: structural constituent of ribosome. The transcript is spliced from 3 exons. Bases 159 to 368 code for a protein of 69 amino acids. The record is from RefSeq and is a predicted model, not a curated record. Gene Ontology annotation, cellular component: cytosolic large ribosomal subunit; ribosome. Gene Ontology annotation, biological process: protein-RNA complex assembly; translation. Lineage: Eukaryota; Viridiplantae; Streptophyta; Magnoliopsida; Caryophyllales; Amaranthaceae.